Molecule: messenger RNA, 1682 nt
Organism: Pantherophis guttatus
Lineage: Eukaryota; Metazoa; Chordata; Lepidosauria; Squamata; Colubridae
Gene: UQCRC1
Product: ubiquinol-cytochrome c reductase core protein 1
Cellular component (GO): mitochondrion
Molecular function (GO): metal ion binding
Source: RefSeq, a predicted model, not a curated record
AAGUUUGAAGACCUCUGCGUGACGGUAACUCAAGCAGCACGCAGGCGCAGUUGUCGGCCUUCCUGUCAGGGGCAAGAUGGCGGCGGGGUCGGUGUACCGGGCUCUGGGCUCUGUUGCUAGCCGGGCUCUCCUUCGGGGCUCCUGCGCACCGAGAUCCUUGCAGGGCUUGGUGAAAAGAGGAAGUACUGCAACCUAUGCUAAUGUCCUAUCCAAUCUCCCUGAAACAGAAGUUACUACUUUAGACAAUGGCUUACGAAUAGCAUCAGAAAAGUCAAACCACCCUACAUGUACAGUUGGAGUAUGGAUUAACGUAGGAAGUCGUUAUGAAACUGAGAAGAAUAAUGGAGUGGGGAACUUUAUGGAACACCUGGCAUUCAAGGGCACAAGUAAAUACCCUUAUGCCCAAUUUGAAAAAGAAGUGGAAGGCAUUGGUGCACAUCUUGACAGCUACUACUCCCGUGAAAAGACAGCCUUUUACAUGAAAAUUUUACCCAAAGAUUUGCCCAAAGCAAUUGAGAUUCUGGCUGAAAUAACACAGAACUGCAGCUUGGAAGAUUCUCAGAUUGAGAAGGAGCGGAACGUCAUCCUUCAGGAGAUGAAAGAAUCCGAUUCUUGUCUGUCUGCUGUCCUCUUUGAUUAUCUUCAUGCUUCAGCUUAUCAAGGCACACCUUUGGCCCAAACAGCUGAAGGAACAACAGCAAAUAUAAAGAAAUUGACUCGUGCAGAUAUAACAGAAUACAUGGGAAAUCAUAUCAAAGCACCUCGCAUGGUCCUGGUAGCUGCUGGAGAUGUUGGUCAUACAGAACUGGUGGAUCUUGCCCAGCAGCAUUUUGGCAGUGUUUCUUUUAAGUACAAAGCUGAUACCAUGCCUGUUUUGUCCCAAAGUCGUUUCAGCGGGAGUCAGGUCACAGUCAGAGAUGAUGAGUUACCUUUGGCUCAUGUCGCUUUCGCAGUGGAGGGGCCUGGCUGGGGUAGCCCAGACAACCUUGUCCUUCUGUUAAUUAAUUCAAUCAUAGGACGCUACGACUUUACCUUUGGUGGAAGUAAGAAUCUGUAUAGCAGAAUGGCUGCUGAUUUUGCUGAGCAUGACCUCUGUCGAAGUUUCCAGACCUUCAACAUUUCCUACUCUGAUACAGGACUUUUUGGUUUUUAUUUUGUCACUGAUUGUUUCAAUAUUUUACACUCAAGUGAUUGGGGAAGAUACGAAUGGAUGCGCAUUUGCACUGAUUUGCCCGAACACGACUUGGAGAGAGGCAAAAAAGUUCUUCGAAGGAACUUGGUGGCCCAACUGGAUGGUACUACUCCAAUGUGUGAGAGUAUUGCCACCCAGCUGCUGAGCUAUGGUCGUCGGAUACCUUUGGCAGAAUGGGAUGCCAGAAUUUCUGAAAUUAAUACCCAAAUGGUUCAGGAUGUCUGCAGUAAAUACGUGUAUGACAAAUGUCCAGUUGUUGCAGGAGUUGGACCUGUUGAGCAACUUCUGGAUUACAACUACAACCGCACUUGGACAUAUUUGAACCGUUACUAAGCAGUCCAGUGCAAGAUGGAGAUCCUCUGGAUCGUCUGGAUUUUCUUGUGGUCUUUUGUGUCCCAGUGGCAAAAUGGAUCCCAUACAUUCUGUAUAAAAAUGCUGUAUAACUAUGUAAGUGAUAUCAGAGAGCAAAAUAAAUUUAAACUAGUUGGUA